UAGGAGAAGGGAGAAAGCAGGGGGGCUGCAGGGUGGGGUUGUCCCCGCCGGCAGGGCUGAGCGCGGUCUCGGCGGGCGCUGGGUGACAGCGUGGCCGUCUGUCUGUCUGUCCGUCCGUCCGUCCGCCGUCGAUGUCCCCCGGUCCGCGCCCUCCGCCGCAGCCUGCAUGCUCGCCCUGGGUGGAGCGGUCUUCUUUGUCGAGCCGGGACCUGCUCUCCUUUCCCGUUCGAGCAGAAGAGGAGCUAUAGCGAGGAAAUAAAAAAACGAGCCCGAAUUAAUGUUUGAGAAGUUCGGGUGCGGGAGAGUCUGGAUUUUUUGGCUUCUUGGAGAAACAAUAGAAAAUGCAAAACGAAAUAAUAAAGCCUGCUAAAUACUUCUCAGAAGUGGAGAAGAGUGUGCUGCUUGCAUUAGUUGAAAAAUACAAAUACGUGCUUGAAUGUAAAAAAAGUGAUGCAAGAACCAUUGCUCUGAAACAACGUACCUGGCAAGCACUAGCCCAUGAAUAUAAUUCACAGCCCAGUGUAUCACUGCGAGACUUCAAACAGUUAAAGAAAUGCUGGGAAAAUAUCAAGGCACGGACAAAAAAGAUAAUGGCACAUGAAAGGCGGGAGAAGGUAAAAAGAAGUAUUAGUCCACUUAUAAAUACUCACAUCAUAGGGAAAGAGAAGAUUGCCAGCAUAAUGCCUGAGCAAAUGUACUUUUUGCAGAGCCCACCAGAAGAAGAUCCUGAAUAUCAGCCUGAUGCUUCUAGUCAAGAGUCAUUUGUUGUCUCAAAUAGAGAACUUUGUGAUGAAGAGAAAGAGCUGGUCCAUUUCCCAGUGUGUGAAGGUACCUCCCAACCUGAGCCUUCAUGUUCUGAUGUCAGAAUAGCAGCAGAUAAGAACUACAGAAGUAAAGCAUCUCAGGAAAGUGCUCUGAAAAAGAUGCAUGAGGAAGAACAUCAUCAGCAAAUGUCAAUUUUGCAACUGCAAUUAAUCCAAAUGAAUGAAGUUCAUGUGGCAAAAAUACAGCAAAUAGAAAGAGAGUGUGAGAUGGCCGAAGAGGAACACAGGAUAAAAAUGGAAGUGCUAAAUAAAAAGAAAAUGUAUUGGGAGAGAAAACUGCAGACCAUCACAAAAGAAUGGCCUGUAUCAUCCUUUAACAGACCCUUUCCUAACUCACCCUAAUUCAAAGGGGCAGAGAAUCAGUCUGACUAAGCACAUUUCUGAGUAAUGCGCACUGGAAAGAGGGUUUUUUAAUGUGAAUGUACAGGGACAGGAUAGGUGCCCAGCUGGUAGUGAACACACUUUGACUCUUCACUUUUAGGGAAACAGUAGUUGAGUCCACCAAGGGGAAAAUCGUAUUGUUCAUUUGUAGGUGGUUCUGAUUUGUUUAACUUUCAGACAUGCACAGUAUUCUAAAAUGUGAAUAUAUUUCCCCCUCUCAGAAUACUCUAACAUUCUUUUGAAAUUUAAGGUACUCCAGGUAUUCUUACAUUGGGUGCUUAUAAGAAAAUGGCUUUAAACAUCAGGUUGCAGUGUUUAUUUUUAUUUCCAGCUCUUCCUAUUUACCAUUUCCCAAAUGAAGGCAAGGGUUGGAGUUGCUCUCUGGUAUUGAGACAAAAGGUGACUGACAGGUAUUGUUUGGAUUGUUAUGCUGGGGCUUAGGGAAAAGACCUUGUCUGUGGUUAAUAUAGUUCAUAACUUACUCUUCACAGAAGAUGUGAAAAUUAAGGAAGGUGCACAAGGACCACUGUAGUAACUGAUCCCUUUGCUUGUGAAGAACAGUAGUAUUUUCCAGCUGACAGGCUGUUUGAGCAAAUGGUUGUGGACUGGCCCUCCAGUUGUUUGAGCCUUGACCAUUAAGAAGUUGGAAAGAAGGUGACUUCUUCCUCAAAAGCCAUUGUGCUUGUCCUCUCCAGGCCCAUCUUGUAUUCAACUAGAAUACCAAAACAGGUCGUGUGCUGCUGCCAACACUGUGCACUGUUCACUUGGAGUCAUUCUGAGGGGAAGAGCUUUUCAACAAUUAAUAAAGCUCUUAAAAUGUAGCGAGCCAGCCAAUCCGUUGGCUAUACUUGAUGGUGUAGCAGGAGUAUUUCAGCCUCUCCCUAGCUACAAGAAAAAAAUAAGGCUCAUCCUCUUUACCUGCACAUAGGGUGGGAAGCAGUUCAAGGAAAUUGUUCCUGUCUUGGAGCACUGUUCUCUUUUGUUCUGUCCUGUGUGUUACAGUGAUAUGUUUCUUGCCUUUGUUGUCAAUAAGGGAUGAUGGACAUGAUUUGUAAGAAAACAUUCACAUGGAGGUCCCCACAGAGUUUGGGGGCCUGGAAUAGUAGUUAGUAGGAGAGCACAAAUAAGGGUAAUCCUUCCCCAGGCAAUCAUUUAGUCUAGUGGGGCAAGGGUUAAGAAAAUGUGAAAUACAGAACUCCGCAAAGAUUCCUAAGAACCUCUGAUGUGUGAAAAACUGUUUUACAGGAAGGUGUACAACUAUCAUUUGAAGCAGUAAGAAAAAUGAACAACAUUUUCAUUGAAAAACCUGAGCAUCCCGUUAUUCAAUAAAGUAUUUUCAGAUCAUGAUUCAUGAGGGCAAGUCCUUACAGUGAGCAACAUAUUCAAGUUAGGGUACGUUACAAAACAUACUGUUCUUCCCUGUUACACUCCCAUCUCUUCCCUACAUGUUCUUUCUGGUGGAGUUUCUUUUGGGUUUGUUUGGGAAGUGGUAGUGGGGUUGUAUUUUUUACUAGAAGGGCUUUCCCUGCUGGUGAUUCAUCUUUGCAAGCACUGCCAUUAUCAGCCACAGUCCUCACUGUGGUUAACGCUGUGGUACGUGCAGUGCUCCCUUCCAUGUGCUAACACAAGCAAAUGCAAUGGCAGUGAUUUAUUGCAAUUUAUUUUAUAUGUCAGAGAAAAAAAGAAUUGCAGAGCUGUUUCAAGAUCAAAAAAAAAAAUAGGCCAUGUAUGAAGUCCAAAGACAGAUCUUUUUGACAGCAAAUUCAAAUUCAGUUUUCUUAUAAAUUGGCUGUAUGACUGAAGCACAGGACUUCCAAAGAAGGAUGUCAUUAUGGACGCUUUUUUCUGCUGAAUGGCAACACUUUUGGAAGGUAGGACAAUCCUGUAUAAUAGCAGUAGAGGCAAAAGAAAGAAGUAAACAGGAGUGAAGACUUUUUUGUUCUGAGGUUGCAUUCUGUGGUCUGGAAGAUGAGUCAAUUAUUUGAGUGGUCAUGACAGUUGUUCAGUCACCAUCCAGAAAAAAGGAUAGCAAAGACAUUUCUCUUAACCAGUGAUGGGAUUCCUUCCACAUUGCUUCUAAGUGAAAGUAAUUUGAAACUAUGACAUUGAAACCAUGUAUAUUAAGGUGUCAAAAGGUGCUGGAUGGAGACAAUUUCAGCACUGUGAAGAGAGCAAGAAUGGAGAGACAAUCGAGGUGUAGAGAGCCCUGUGAGAAGGUACAAAAUAGGCCAGGGAGAAUGUCAUGAUAGGUGAGAUAAAUGUAGAUUUGACUCCUGAAAGUUAUACCAUUGCUUAUGAAAGAUUGUUUUAUUUUUAUAUUAAAAUAUAGUUUAAAAUAUGCAUGUUUUCAGACUGUACUAAGUGGGCAAUGCCUUGCAUUUUGAUAUAUAUGCUUAUUCUGACACCAAAAGUUACAGCUUGUAGGCUGAACAGUAGACCCUUUUAGUUCAGCUUCCAUUUAGAAGAAAGAAUAUGAGAGGAGAAAAAAUAGAAAGAGUAAAGAUGAAGAUAUGAAAGAAAGAAUGCUCAGUACAUGCAUAGAGGGGAUGGGAAUGUCAACCUAACACAAAUGAUACAAGAGGCUUUUCUGGUCCAGGUAAUAGAUGUCUUACUGGCGACACAGGCUUUUGCUUUCCCAGCUGUGUCUGACUCUUGGGUGAUAGACACAGAAAAAUGUAAAAUAUCAACAAGAUGAAGUAAUGUGUCUCCUUGCCAGGCUUUGGCUUCUCCAUCUAAAGGCUUUAUAAAAAGUGAUUGGUGGGGGAGAGUUUAAACAACUUGAAAAAUGUGGCUUUUACCAUUUUUUUGCAAUUACUUCCUCUGCUGUUAGGAUUUAUCUUUUCUUUUGUUUGAUUUUCUUCUAUUUACCAUAUACAUCUCAGACAGUAUGUCCAUUUGUUCUUCUCCCUUUCUUCUAGCUUACAUCAUUCAGAUACUUGCACGUAAUUGUGCUUUCCUGUUAACCAUUUGGCCAAGCUAUAUAGGUUAUUUUUGCAAGGUUUUUUUCAUAUAUAAAAUACAGCAGUAUUUUAAGAACAACAACAUGUCUGUUCUUCUCUGGAUUUGUUAUACAAGUUGUUGGCAGGAAUAAAAUUAAAAGAUAUAUGGGGUAAAAUUAUCCCUACCUAACUUCAUAAGAGAAAUAUAUAGCAGACAUGUUGUGGCCGUUGUUCUCAGCCUCUAUGUUCUUAUGAAGAGAAACUAAGACCUUCCAGCCAAGAUCUGUUGAAUUCCUUUACGCUCCCAAAAAUGACCCUAGCCUGGCUCCAAGUGCUGUCUCUCCUUGGAGAGCUGAUACAAUCUUUUUUAUUUGUUGAUAUUUUUUUCCUGCAUUUCUUCCUUAUGUCUGUGUUCCCCCUUAUUUUUUUUAACUAGCAAUAUGAGCAGGGGGUUUCAUCCAGAGGUCCGUGUUUUGCUCUUUCCUUUCUCUUGCCCAGAUUGCCUGUUAUCACAACACCUGAGCAUGAAAUGGGUGCUCCUCACAGUCGUCAUCUUCUCCUUCCAUGGGAAGCAUGUUUAGUAAGCCUGUUCUACACAGCUGCUCAAGCAUUCUUGACUCUGCACAGAGACUGGGAAACAGAGGAUUUUGAAGAGAGGGUAGUGUAGAGAAAGGGCUGAAUAGAGAAGAGCACCUUCUCCAUUCCAGCUCUAUGAAUUCUGGGAGGACAGUCUGUGACCACUAAGUCAUUCAUCGGGAUCAGAGCUAAUGCAGGAUGCUGUGUAAGUGGUUCCAAUUCUUCAUUAAUCUUUGGGGUUCUGCAGAGGUUAAGUUUGAGGCUUUCUGAUAACAAAGUUCCAUCUUUCUAGGUAGUGGAAGAGUCUCAGUGGAAGAUUUUCACAGAUAUUUCCUCAAAUUUGGGCUCUUACCUUGACAAAGAAAUAACCCAUCCUGCAAUCUAUUAUACUACUUCUCUCAACACCCAGGCUGCUGUGCCACAGGAGCAAGGGAUCUCACUGCCUGACACAAAUCCUCUCUGUGAUGCUCUUUCUUCCAGUGCAGAGAUGUAUUUAGGCAGAGCUGAAAGACACAGCCCUCCUGGCCAGGCACUGCUGAGAGAAGCAGUCCUUACCGGGGCCGGGGCGGCCGCUGUGGCUGGGCUCAGUGCUCAGACCACAAGGCUGAAGUAGUCCCGUUGCAGCCCUGUGAGCAGAGAAAGGAAGGGUGCCUCGGGGCUACCCUUUUCUGAGUUAUACCACGACUGGGGCAGCUGAGGAUGUUGUCCUGAAUUUUACUUAAUGGGCAUUUAUCUUUGUGUGUUUCCAAUACCAAAUUGGCAGUGUCCCAAGGAUUUGUAUGAUUACAAAGAUGUUUUUCAAUGACGUUUUGCAGAUUUUUUUAUUCGCAGGUUGUAGCUACAGUGGCUUUUAUGAUCCGUCCUCCUCCUUCUCCCUCACUUGCAUUGUAACGCUUCCGGUUUCAUUCUGAGUCUCUGUGGUUACAGUCUGUACAACCCGAUACCCCUGCAGUGUCAUAUUUUCAGGUAUUUUUCUCACAAUGUCAUUGAAAUGAUAAACUGCUUCACAUCUAUAUAUGGUUACUUUGGGGGCAGGUGAAUUACGCGCAAAUCUUAAAAAAUUAUCUUAAUUGUAUUUUUUUCCAGGCAAGUAAAGUCACUUGCAAGUAGUCCUGUGAUUUCAUAUUUUGAGCUAGCUUGUUCAAAGCUAUUUUUAUCACUGAUGCAUCUUAGUUGUUUUCCUAAGAUAAUUGCCUGUCUUUUUGCAUUAUUUUUCUGUUUCUUCUCAAAGCAGCUGACUGGAAACUCACACAUCAUCACUCUUCCUGACCUUUGUCUCUAGUUAGAUAUUCAGAAAUGUUUCCAUGCAAAGUAAGUACUAAUGUGUGCUAAAAUUAAUACAUUUAGGCUAAUAAAAUAAACCAAGUAACAAAAUGAUAGGAUAAUAUGCAGCGUCUGUUAAUAUAAUCUUAAAAACAUUAUGGAGGAAAGAAGACAAUUUGUUGCCAUCUAUAAGAAUAGGAUAAUAAUGCAUUUUUACAGUAAAAACAAGUAGCGAUCUCUGUUUCCAGUAUCACAGAUUAACUUCUGUGUUGCUGAUUUACAAGUGACUUUGCUUCUUAGAUUUUUUUAAAUUUUUUUUCCAUGCUAUUACAUGAAACGGCUUGAUUCCAUUAUCUGUAAAGAAGGUGCACAUAGAAACAUGCACAGAUUUCUGGGCCUAAAACAAGAGCAAUAAAAUAGAAAAGUACUAGCUGUGGCUCUGAAUAUUUUACUAUUCUGGUGGUAAAGGUUUUAGGCAUCCCACACCACCAUCAGUUAUGUUAACAGCACUGAACAAAUUAAAAACUUGAAAAGGCAAAAAAAAGGGCUGGAAUGUCUUUUAGAGUGAGUCAGAAGUGAAGACAGCUCUUAGCUGUCCUAGGAGGUAACACCGUCAUAUAUGUUGAACAAUUCUCCAGCAUGGUCUUCACCUUCCCUGAUCACUCUUUCCUCCGAGACUCUGGACACGUCCAUCAUACCAUUCCCAGCUCCAAGUGCCUGACAAUAAAAAAAGUAACCACAUCAAUUAGGAAUCCAACCACAGUUAUUAGACCUAACUCUCUACUAAACUGAAGUUGGACAAUUUUCUCAGACUGUGGAAAGGCAUGUGAAAUUUGUCCAGCACACGGUCUGCCAAAUGGCACAGGCUGUACAGCAAGGAAAAUGAAAAGGUUGUGCAUCGCAUCUGGUUUAUAAAACUGUUAUAUUUGUGAGGGUGUGUGGAUGCAUCUCACUGGAUGGUCAACAUCUUUAACAGCAAGAAUCAAGAAGUAUUUUUGCCAAUUUUCUAAUUCAUCCUAGUCUAGAUUUCCCAAUCUGUCAAAACAACCUCAGGAAAAAAAAAAAAAAAAAAAAAAAAGGAAAAAAAUAGAAUUAA
Molecule: messenger RNA, 7079 nt
Organism: Calidris pugnax (ruff)
Lineage: Eukaryota; Metazoa; Chordata; Aves; Charadriiformes; Scolopacidae
Gene: MSANTD3
Product: Myb/SANT-like DNA-binding domain containing 3
Exons: 3
Coding region: 342-1166 (274 amino acids)
Source: RefSeq, a predicted model, not a curated record